Messenger RNA from Cloeon dipterum, 7033 nucleotides. Its product is annotated as titin-like. Gene Ontology annotation, molecular function: ATP binding; protein serine/threonine kinase activity. The record is from RefSeq and is a predicted model, not a curated record. Gene Ontology annotation, cellular component: nucleus; cytoplasm. NCBI's taxonomy places the organism in Eukaryota, Metazoa, Arthropoda, Insecta, Ephemeroptera, Baetidae. The coding region runs from base 1029 to 6470 and encodes 1813 amino acids. The transcript is spliced from 8 exons. Gene Ontology annotation, biological process: protein phosphorylation.
AGCAAAAGCAUUCGCCUCUCUAUUAAAUAUGACAGCCAUAAAAUCGGAGCUUUACGCUAAACGGAGCGCACGAAACUGUGUUUGGUGUUUGCAAACGCAGUAACGACGAGGUUCAACGUCUGCUGGUGUGUGCUGGGGUCGCGGCGCGCGUGCACUGAAUCAAAUGCUGGCGGGCGCAAUAAACAUUGUGACGGGCGCAGAGAGUCCUUAAAUCACUCGCCACCGGAUUUUCAAAAGCGAUCAACAAUCGGUGCCAGGGCAGUGGAACGGGGGAGUGAGACUGAAACGCAAAAACCCAGUAAUGACCGCAAGCUGACAACACCUUGUGGGCGUUCUGGCUUCUGAAAUAUGGCCAUUAGUCAGGCUGUCUCCCCUCGGCCUCUGAAACUCCUUUGUUAUUUUGGGACUGGCCACAAUUUCAUUUUUCCACGCCUGCCAUUCUUCAAUAAUGAGACAAGCACUAUUUGCGUCUCACAUUAUGCAAUGCCCAGCAAGAUUGGAAAAUUUUAAUCAGAUAAUCUAUGUGGAAACUUAACUAAUUUGCAUGUUGGCUUUAAAAUCUCGUUUCUUUGUGCGGCGCCGGUCUAAUUAAAUCGGCAUGUCCACUAGGAAAGCACGCAUUUCAUUCGACACAACAAUGAGAGUCUGUUUCUGUGGCUUGCACGACUAAGUCGUCUUAAUUAACCCUUUGUUCGCUUUCCACUAACACCAUCGCAGCAGGGAAAGUCGGCCGGCGAAUCUGCAAAUUCCAGCCGUGCAGGAGUGCACUCCAGAAGUCCAGACUACGAUCCGGUCAAUUAACGAAUGCGGUCCGAAUUUAGCACCGAUUAUCUGGACAAGCGGCAGGCGUGUGUUUGCUUUGCUAGCGAGCACAUGACGCGCGGGCUCGCCGCCGCAAAUAGAAUCCCCCUCGAGCGCCGUGUCCGCCCGCCCGUCCGACCGAGCAAGUAGCAAUCGGUUCAGUCAGUCAAGAGUGGUCGGUGCGACAUGUUCUUCCCGUGACAAGAGCAAGAUAAUACAACAGCGAAAUGCCGCUGUUCUCAGACUACACGAUCUACGGCAGCCCCUUCGCCUCCUCACCCUACAGCCCCUACAGCCCGGUGCUGUUCCGCUCGGCGCCGAGCAGCAGUCCUGGCUACGGAUCCUACGCCGGAUCAGGAUACAGCGGAGUCGGCAGGUAUGGCCCUCUGCUCAACACCAUCAUCGAGAGCGGCCUCACGCCGUCAUCGCCGCGACGAGUGCCACGCACGCCGGCGUACGUGCCACCGGUCAAGACCAGCUAUAACUACACUCCGACCUCCAGCAAUUAUGGUAGGACUUACCAACGACCCGUCCGGAUGGACACGGAGAAUAUCGACGUGUCGACGCCUCGCAAGCCGAGGAGGCCGGAGCCGCAGGAGCAAAAGGACCUGUCCAAGGACGCGGACACCAGAGGCACAAUCAAAAGAGGUAGGACCGUCGUGCGCAUCCAUACUAAAAAGCUGAAGGAUAAUCCGGACAUGAACAACCGGAAGAAAAUGACGCCAGGUGAAAGGCUGAAGGAGAAGUUCAUGAUCAGAGACUACGAGGCCGAAAGGAGGAAAAAGGAGGAGGAGGACGAGCGCCGCAGGACGGCCGAGAGAGAGGAGUCCGAGCGCCGCUACCGCCGUCUCAUGUGCAUUGAGAAACCUGCCACGCCGCAAAUAAAAACAAUCACCGAGGACAUCGCAAAAGACGAUGAAAAAACGCCGGAGAAUUCCGACAGCUCGGGCUCGGACACAGAGACAGAAGACACGGUUUCGCAGCAAAAAGCAAAAAAGAAGAAGCGGCGGAAACAGAGUUCGGUGAAAAAGAGAAACAGCGUGGCCCCUGUUGCACCACCAAGGGCAAGAAAGAGCUUCGACUUGGUGGUCGAUAUAUCCGUUGAAGAGCCUAAGAGGCCUACAAUCAAAUCGAAAGACCACAUGAAGUCGAUAAAAAGCGGAGGUGUGAGUAAGAAAAUCGGCAACAAAAAAUCCAUAAUUCUGCCCUCUCGGAAUGCAUUGGACGCUCCAAGCGUACCUCAGCGAAAUAAAAAGGCGGACGGCGUCAAAUACGACGAGCGAAAGAAAAGUGAGCCACUCGGCGAUAUGAUGAAGUCCUUCUCCGAGUUCUUCCUCAACUUUGGCAAGAAGAAUCACACCGGCGACGCACCUCGAGCAGCUGCAAACAAACUGGGCGCGAAAAAUUCCGAUUCGGCAAAAACGGUUGCCGACGAAAAUAAACCUUUAAUUGCGCCAAUUACAUCGGCUGGCACCACGCAGCAGCAGCAGCGGCGGCAGGACUCUAAAGAGGACCCAGAAGAAGCAGAUAGAAAAUCAGAGGAACGAGGCAUUUUGAAUUCGGACAUAAUAUGUAAACGUAAUAGUGUAGUUCGCAUUGAGUACCGCGCGAGUGUGCGAGUGGCGAGAAUUUUGGAGAAAAAAGACUUCGUUAAAGAGAAACUCCCCAGCAGUUUGGUGGACCCGAAUGAGACUGAAACAUCGACUGCUGAAAAGGCAGCCAUCGAUGUAAAGGCAGAGCAGAGUAAAAGUAAACCACCCCUAGUAACCCGGAAAGAAGAAGCGAUAAAAGACAAACAGGCUGAGCAGAAGCCAAAACUAACGAGUGAUCCGACGGAAAAGACGCAAGUCCCGGAAAUCGAAGGCACGCCAACUCCAGGAAAAACUGCGCCUCAACCGCAGAAGAGCGACGGAGCAUCAAUCAUUCAGCUAGAAAAACAAAAACAAUCCGAAGUAAAAGUAGACGCGACGAAAAAUGAAUUAGCGAAAAAGCAGGCCGGGCUCAAGGACGGCAGCGUAACUGGGGCGAAAGACAAUAGAGAUGUCAAGCCAGUGGCGGAAGCGGAGAGAGUUGACCCCAAACCUUUGAAGAAGGAAGAUGCGUCUGAGCUUGCGAAUGUCGGUAAGGAGGACAAGGCCGCUGCGAAAGCAGAGCAGGUAGCAGCGUCCGAGUGCCAAAAUAAAGAAACAGCGACCGAGUGCAAAAAGAUUGUGACGGAGCCAAAAGUGGAGACACCCCUUGCGAAAAAGUUCCCGUGGCUUGCUAAGAAAGACGAGCAAAAGUCCAAUUUGAAAGAAUCGGCCGAUUCCCCGAAGGCGUCCCCCUUUCUGGCAGCAGCUGCCGCCAAAUCUGAGAACAAAGCGCCCACAUCGCCUGCGGAGAAAAAGCCGGCGGCUAAAAAGGAGCCUACCCCACCCAAGUCGCAAAAUACAGCUUUGAAAAGUGAAACAUGUCUGAAAAAUGAGACUCUUGACACGACAUUGCCAGCUGGCAAAACCGAGCUGCAAAAAGAUGAAAACACGAGUUGCGUCACAGCGGUCGUUAGUAAAGAGCAGGACGCCGCUAAAAUUUUCUUGUUUGAUAAGGAGACGGUGGAAAUUAUAACGGGCAAGGAUAAAAAAUUAAGCGCUGGCGAGUCGCCAGUAUCAGAUGAGGCGGCGAGAAACACCGCCGCUUCGGAGAAUAAGACGGCAGAAUCGACGCCACUUCAAAAGGUGCCUCUCAAGCCAGCCAAGAGCUCAAACGAUGAGGAGCAGAAAAAGGCUGGCAAGCGUGACAGUCCUCCGAAAGCUGACGUUGAAUUGAAAUGCAUCGUGACGAGCUCUAAGCCGGGAGAGGCUGCAGACAAGUCUAAUGAAAAACAAGUCGACAGCCCGAAAAAGAUUGAACAGCCGAAAGCGAUUGAUGGCCCUAAAAAGAUUGCUCUGCCAAAAGUGUUUGAUUCUCCUAAAAAGUUGGACGAAAAACCACCCGAAAGUCCAAAGAGAGUAGGAAAUAUCGCAGCGGUCGCGGGAAAAUUCCAAAAUGUUAUCGCAAAGAAAGAGAGUUCACCUGCAGCGACAACUGAAAAGCCUACCAAAUUGGUAUUUAAAAAAGACAAAUCUCCUGAAAAAUCAACAGAGUCUGUAGCAAAGGCUGAGGAUGAAAUAAGCAAGGUACAGGAAAAUAAGACCGAUACAGUACCACCCACAACCUCCAAAACUGAAAAAAUACCUGAGAAAGCUAACGAAAAGGAAAAUUCACCUGUUAAACUAGCGGAAAAGAAAGUGCAGAGUCCAAAAGAAGACUUAAAAAAGCAACCUGAAAUUCCUAAAAAACUGGAUUCAAUGGAUAAGACACCCCCAAAGGUAGUGGAAAAAGAUGUAACGCCACCAAAGCAAAAAAUUGAAAAGGAAACGUCACCUGUUAAACAAGCGGAAAAGAAAGUGCAGAGUCCAAAAGAAGACUUAAUUAAGCAACCUGAAAUUCCGAAAAAACUGGAUUCAAAGGAUAAGACACCACCAACUGCAGUGGAAAAAGACGGUACGCCACCAAAGCAAAAAAUUGAAAAGGAAAAUUCACCUGUUAAACAAGCGGAAAAGAAAGUGCAGAGUCCAAAAGAAGACUUAAAAAAGCAACCUGAAAUACCGAAAAAACUAGACUCCAAGGAUAAGACACCCCCAAAGGCAGUGGAAAAAGACGGUACGCCACCGAAGCAAAAAACGCCGGUUAAACCAGAUAGAGCGGUGAAACCAACCGAGCAAAAGCAGCCCGAGAUGAAACCAAAAGAGCCUGAUACCAAAUCUGACAAACCACAAGACUUCAGCCCUAAAAGUAGCUUGAAAAUAUUGCAAUCUAUGGCAACCAAAAAGCUUGAUGAAAAACCAGAAGCAGACUCCAAUAUCCUUUUCGCCAAGGAUAGCGUGAAGCAAAAGCCUUUAGUCCUGCGAUCGCGCUCAUCCACAAUAAAAAGGCAACCAAAAGCGAAGCUGGCCCUGACGAAACCCCCUCAGGCCAACUUCCCAGCCCCUGCAAAGCCUUUGUUCAUGCAGAACGCGUUCGCCAAACUGCAGGAAGCAUUCAACAAGCAGCAGCAACCGCAGCCACCACCGCAGACGAAGCCUGUGAAGCUGAAGAAAAUGAGGGCGAGAACCGACUUGAGUGCCGAUAUGUUGGACAGCGAGGACGACGAGGAGAAGAAGGAGCAGCUGCAAAAGUCGCAGUCGACCACAGGACUCACAAGGCAAGACAGGCACACGGUGAAAAACAUGAAGUUCCGUCCAGACAGGGUGUCCACCGUGAGGCACCAAGCACUCAAGCAGUCGGUCAAGGAGGACAAGAAAGUAGAGUCGGAGGAUCAGGAAGACUCGGACUCUUCGUCCGAGGAAGAGGACUCGGACACUGAGACCGAGUCCACGCUCUCCUCGGGCUCGGACACAGAGACGGAAGAGGACCAGAACAAGGUGGACAGAAACAGCACUAGCUCGCAAGACUCGGGCUUUGGCAGCAACCCGAACAGCCCGCAGGCAUCUACGAAUUGUGCCCAAACUUUGGAUGUGCGGGACGCGAAUUCGCCAAACCCGCGGCGCCUGUCGGCCCAGCUGAGCAGCGACUCCGAGUCGGGCGAGGAGGGCCACCUGCGCAGGUACACGCCACCGGCUCGCACCAUUCCCCGCUUCCGCAAGUACGCCGUCGAAGAUUUCCACUUCCUCAAAGUCCUCGGCAAGGGCAGCUUUGGAAAGGUAUUGCUAGCCGAAUUGAAAGGAACUGAGUGCUACUACGCGGUGAAAUGUCUGAAGAAGGACGUGGUCUUGGAGGACGACGACGUGGAGUGCACACUGAUUGAGCGAAAAGUACUCGCGCUGGGCACUAAGCACCCCUACUUGUGUCAUUUAUUCUGCACCUUCCAGACGGAGUCUCAUCUGUUCUUUGUGAUGGAGUACCUGAACGGCGGUGACCUGAUGUUCCACAUUCAGCAGAGCGGCCGGUUCGAGCAGUCCAGGGCUUGUUUCUACGCCGCGGAGAUCGUCUCCGGUCUCAGAUUUUUACACAAGAAAGGAAUUGUAUAUAGAGACCUUAAACUGGACAACAUCCUGUUGGACUUUGAGGGCCACGUGCGCAUUGCUGACUUUGGCAUGUGCAAACUGCAGAUCUACCUGGACCGGACGGCGGACACGUUCUGCGGCACGCCCGACUACAUGGCCCCCGAGAUCAUCAAAGGGCUGCACUACAACCAGUGCGUCGACUGGUGGUCGUUUGGCGUGCUGUUGUUCGAGAUGUUGGUCGGCCAGUCGCCGUUCAACGGCUGCGACGAGGAUGACCUCUUCUGGUCAAUCUGCAAUGAGCAGCCCUACUACCCUAAAUACCUCUCCAAGGAGGCGCAGUCCGUCCUCUCAUUGCUUUUGGAAAAGGACUCGUCAAAGAGGUUAGGCACGCCAGAGUGCCAUGCUGGUGAGGUGUUCGAGCAGCCCUUCUUCAGAUCCAUCGACUGGGGCGCCCUUGAGAGAAAAGAAUUAGAAGCGCCGUUCAAACCGAGAGUGCAACACUCACUGGACGUGCAAUAUUUCGACUCGGCCUUCACGAAGGAGGCGCCGAAACUGACUCCCGUCGACAAGGAAAUCCUCCACUCCAUGGACCAGACGCAAUUCCAUGGAUUCAGCUACACAAACCCCAACGCGUGCAACGAGUAAACAAAAGGGAAAGCUCAAGCUGCUUGCAUUUUGAGUUUGGAUUGGGGUCAGUGCUUCGGCUGCAAAUCCGAGGAAGUAAAACGCCUGCUGCGCGUUGAUUUUGUUUAGUGAGUUGCUCAGGGCGAAAGGACUUUCCGAGAAGAAAGAUAAUAUGUGCCCAAGGGAGGACUCACGCGGAGAAAAUUUACUUGUUGCUUUUUAUCUUUUGCUGCCAGGUCAGAAAUGGAAGAACGUGGCCUGGCACUUUUGUAAAUCUUGCUACUUUUUCACUCAGCUUUUUCUACGCACAAUCAAAAUAUUAAUUUCGAUGUUGUUUAAUUAUAAAAGUGUUAAUAUUAAUUUGUUGUGAUACGCGCGCCUAACAAUAUUGUAAUAUCAUUAUAUUCUUCGGAACCUAUAAUAAAAUCAAAUUAUAUCAUUUUGUAGUCUUGAAUUUUCGCGACAAAAAUUUGAAUUUGCUGUUGUCGAUUGGGGAAAAAUCAAAAGUACUGAAAUCACACAUAGGAUGCAUAAACAAUAAUUAUAAAAUAUAGUUAAUAAAAUUUGAAUUGCUCAAUGGCAAA